Messenger RNA from Cajanus cajan (pigeon pea), 1151 nucleotides. Its product is annotated as adenine phosphoribosyltransferase 5. The record is from RefSeq and is a predicted model, not a curated record. Gene Ontology annotation, biological process: adenine salvage. Gene Ontology annotation, cellular component: cytoplasm; cytosol. Gene Ontology annotation, molecular function: adenine phosphoribosyltransferase activity. Lineage: Eukaryota; Viridiplantae; Streptophyta; Magnoliopsida; Fabales; Fabaceae.
AAUAAAGAAGUGGCGAGUGACGUAGAGUGAGGAAAAGUCGCGUGGUGAUAAUGAGUUACGUUAGAAUGUGGUGGGUUGGAGAUGACGCCGGACAUAAAUAAGCUCAACCAAAACAAAACACCCACACUUUGUUCAAUUUCUUCUCUUCUUCUCUUCCCUAACACUUCCGUUUCGGAGGGAAACACAAAAGCAAAUCACCUUUUUUUGUUUUUUUCUUUCUCUCAACACUUAGCAAUGUUCGCCGAAGAGAAUGGCCUCAGGGGAGACCCUAGGCUUCAAGCCAUUUCCCAAGCCAUCAGAGUCGUACCUCACUUCCCCAAACAAGGAAUAAUGUUCCAAGACAUAACGACAUUGCUGUUGGAUCACAAGGCGUUUAAAGACACGGUCGACAUUUUUGUCGAUCGUUACAGAGACAUGCACAUUUCCGUUGUUGCCGGAAUUGAGGCGAGGGGAUUCAUGUUUGGUCCCGCAAUUGCGUUGGGCAUUGGUGCCAAGUUUGUUCCUUUACGCAAACCCCGGAAGCUGCCAGGUGAAGUAAUCUCAGAAAAAUAUGCUCUAGAAUAUGGAACUGAUUGUUUGGAGUUGCAUGUUGGUGCUGUCCAGCCGGGUGAACGGGCCAUAGUCAUUGAUGACUUGGUGGCCACAGGUGGAACUCUGUCAGCAGGAGUAAAACUUCUAGAGCGUGUUGGUGCUGAAGUAGUGGAAUGUGCUUGUGUCAUUGGUGUGCCUGAGGUCAAGGGCCAGUGCAGGCUCAUUGGAAAGCCACUUUAUGUUCUUGUUGAGCCGCGUCAAGCAGAUAAGUGUUGUUGAGAUGUGAUGUUAGCUGGGUCUUGGGCUGACAUACAAAAGGACGGUGGAUCUGAGAAACAAAGGCCAUAAUGUGAUCCUUAAGGUUUGGGCUGAAUGAGUGGUGUCCUGGCAAUUUGGAAAUAUCAUCAUGGGAAUUGUUUCCCUUUAUCUUGUUGUACAUGUUAGCCAUCAUGUUAUAUGGUCAACAGUUUAGAACAAUCAUUAAAGAAGGGAUGGCUUCUUCUGGCAUUCAAAUGUCAAUUUAAGGUCACAUUUCUUCAAUUAUGUUUCGAACAUUCCAAGAUAAGGAAAUAUUUUAUUUCAUUUCAUUUAAUUAAAAAAGAAACAAAAUUUAUACUUAA